Molecule: messenger RNA, 561 nt
Organism: Trichoderma gamsii
Lineage: Eukaryota; Fungi; Ascomycota; Sordariomycetes; Hypocreales; Hypocreaceae
Exons: 2
Coding region: 1-561 (186 amino acids)
Biological process (GO): proton transmembrane transport
Cellular component (GO): plasma membrane
Molecular function (GO): voltage-gated proton channel activity
Source: RefSeq, a predicted model, not a curated record
AUGGCAGACCGCUCGUCCACCCCGCUGCUCCAAUCUUACCAUGGCGACGACAGCGAUGAAGCGCCCGCAUGGCAUAGGCGCUCACAGGAAUCAUCCUUCUCCAGACAUUUGCGACGAUGCCGCCGGACAAGUCAGCGCUUCCUGGAAUCGCGCACAAAGCACUUCCUCGUCAUGGGUACCGUGGCCCUGGAUGUAGCUGCGCUGCUCGCAAACAUCUUUAUCCAGCUGAUUGCCUGCGAGAUGGACGAAAAGGAUGAGCCCUGGGUGGAAGAUAUAACUGAAGGUCUGGAAAUUGCAGGCCUAGUCUUCAGCAGCCUCUUCCUCCUUGAGCUCGUUGCAUGUUUGUUUGCUUUUGGUCCACGAGGUCUAACCGAAUCUAUUGGCUCUUUGAUUGUUGUUCUUCGUCUAUGGAGGCUGGCAAAGAUCUCCGAAGAGGUGGUACUCGGUGCUACAGAGAGGAUGGAGAUUCUGGAACAGCAGCUAGAGGAUCUCGAAGCUGAAAACAGUAGACUACGGUCCCAGUUGGGCACCGAGUCCUCCAAUCAUUCGAUAAACGAGUAA